CUAGAGAUAUAGAAGAGCAGAAAGGGAGGGAGAGCAAAAAUUGCGAGAACGAAAGCAAGUGUAAGAAAAAGAGUGCGAGGGAGACUGGUUGCAGACUUUCAGACUACUGGAAGAGUGGAGGCAAAAAGAGGCUUUAUCGUCGACAUUUCAAUCAUGACUGUGGAGGAGGAGAUUUGAAUAACUGUAGCUGAAAAGAAACCCAACUGGUGCACUUUGAGGAGGAGGAGAGGAUCAGUCUGAGGUGCUGCCACACCCUGCCUACGUCAUUCCAGAUGGAGGUGGAUGCGGUUGAGAAGCGCCAUCGAACGCGUUCCAAAGGAGUACGAGUUCCUGUGGAGCCAGCCGCUCAGGAGCAGUUCAGCUGUCCCACACCGGGCUGCGAUGGGAGCGGACACGUCAGCGGCAAGUACGCCAGACACCGAAGCGUCUAUGGCUGCCCCCUGGCGAAAAAGAGGAAGAGUCUGGAGAAACAACCCCAGGAGCCGGCUGCCAAGAGGAGACCCUUCCUGAGCCCCCCAGAAGAGGAGGGCACCAUCUACUCCAGCUACCAGCCUGAACCCAUGGAGGUGGGGGAGGAGAAGGAGCAGGGGGAGGUGGAGGGGGAGGUGGAGGAGGAGGACGAGGACGAGGAAGAGGAGGAAGAAGCAUUCUCCGAGGAUAACGAGGAGCAAGUGGAGGAGGAAGAGGAAGGGGAAGAAGAGGAGGAGGAAGAGGAGGAGGAAGGAGGAAUUGCCAUCCAGGAAGGGGCGGUGGAGGCGGGCCAGGUGGAGGAGGUGGCAGAGGAGGACGAGGAGGCAGAGGACGGGGAUGACGAAGAGCAGGAGGAAGAGGAGGAGCAAGAGGAGGAGGAGGGAGAGGACGACGAGCACGAAGAAGAGGAGGAAGAUGAAGACGAGGAGGAAGAGGAGCAGAGUCGUGAGCAAGAGAACCGCUACAAAAAUGGUGGCCAAUCAAAACUCCAGAUGGUGCAGAAGGACAACAACAACCCCGGCGGGGGGAGCGGGCGGAGUAACGCAAACGGGGAGGACUACGAGAACUACGACGAGCUGGUGGCCAAAUCCCUCCUCAACCUGGGGAAGAUCGCCGAGGACGCUGCCUACCAGGCCAUGACCGAGUCGGAGAUGAAUAGCAACUCGUCCAACAGCGCCGGGGAGGACGACGACGAGGACGACGAGGAGGGCAGCGAGCGUUGCGGCCGCCAGGGAGAGCUGAGCGUGGACCUGGACAGCGACGUGGUGAGGGAGACGGUGGACUCUCUCAAGCUGCUGGCGCAGGGCCACGGCGCCGUGCUGCCGGAGGAAGGCUACCCCGACGACACCGCCGCGGCGGACGACGUCAGACACGGCAACGGCCGUCCCGGCGGGGGUGCCAGAGGUCAGGGGGAGGAGAGCGAGGAGGAGGUGUGUCUCAGCAGCCUGGAGUGUCUGAGGAACCAGUGCUUUGACCUGGCCCGCAAGCUGAGCGAGACCCAGCCCUCGGAUCGCCCUGGCCAGCCAGUCCACCACCUCCAGCCCAACUCCGAGCACCACCACCAUCAGCACCACCACCACCACCAGCCGUCACAGCAGCAGCCGCCAGCCCAGCUCCAGGCCCUCCACCUGCCCAGGUAUGAGAGUUGCCAGCAGGCUCAACCAGAGGAGGCCCGCUCCCUGGAGCGCAGCUACUCGGACAUGGUCAACCUGAUGAAGCUGGAGGAGCAGCUGAGCCCGGCCUCCAGGGGCUACCCAGCCAGCUGCUCCCGGGACGGGGACGAGGACACCACGUCUGUGGCCUCCGACCGUUCGGACGAGGCCUUCGACAUGACCAAGGGCAACCUGUCCCUGCUGGAGAAGGCCAUCGCCCUGGAGUCGGAGAGAGCCAAGGUCAUGAGGGACAGGAUGGCGUCGGAGCACAGCAUGGGCCGCAGGGAGCACCACCGUCACGGUCACGGGGACCACAGCCCUCGGCAGAGCAGCGGGGCGGAGGAACGCAAGUCCAGAAUGCACCAUGAUGGGUCAAAGAGAGCAUACUACCCUAAAGAUUCCUCCAGGGGGGAAAAGAAGGAGAGCAAGUGCCCCACCCCAGGGUGUGAUGGGACAGGCCACGUCACAGGCCUCUACCCCCACCACAGGAGCCUGUCUGGCUGUCCCCACAAGGACAGGGUGCCACCGGAGAUUCUUGCUAUGUAUGAAAAUGUUCUAAAGUGUCCCACUCCUGGCUGUUCUGGGCGGGGCCAUGUCAAUAGCAACAGGAACUCCCACCGCAGCCUCUCGGGGUGCCCCAUCGCCGCCGCGGAGAAGAUGGCCAAGGUCCACGAGAAGAGCCACCCGUCAUGUGAGACGUCCAAGUCCAGCCAGGGCUCUGACCGCGUGCUGAGGCCAAUGUGCUUUGUGAAACAGCUGGAGAUCCCACAGUACGGUUACAAAAAUAACGUCUCCACCAGCACGCCACGCUCCAACCUGGCCAAGGAGCUGGAGAAGUACUCCAAGACCAGCUUCGACUACGGGGGCUUUGACGGCCCGCACCCCGUCUAUGGGAAGAGAGGCCUGGCGCCCAAGGGACACGGACGGGAGCCCUCGCCCAAGGGAUACGAUGCCAAGCGUUACUGUAAGAACGCCAGCCCGGCCAGCAGCACGACGAGCAGCUACGCUCCGAGCAGCAGCAGUGUGAGCUGUGGAGGGGGAGGGGGCGGGAGCAGCGCCAGCAGCACCUGCAGCAAGAGCAGCUUUGACUACACGCACGACAUGGAGGCCGCCCACAUGGCCGCCACCGCCAUCCUCAACCUGUCCACGCGCUGCCGCGAGAUGCCCCACGGCCUGGGAGGCAAGCCCCAGGACCUCCUCUCGCAGAGUCCCGAUGGGGACAUGGAUGACAGCAGCACUUUGGACUUGAGCAUGAGCCGACAGCCGGGGGGUCCGGAGGGCAGUGGUACGGUCCUGACGCCCCUGCAGCCCAUGUCCCCACAGCGCCAGGCCCUGCUCAACAGCAGGUGCUAUCAGAUGAAUGAACCUGACUGCUGGGACCUGCCCGUGGACUACACCAAAAUCAAACGCAUCAACGAAGAUGACCACAAAGAGUCUGUGUAUUUCUCGCCCCAGACCGACGAGCUGGACCCGUUCCAGGACCUCUUGGAUGAGCAGCACUACCCAGGGGAGGUCACGAUCCCCAGCCCCAAACACAAGUACGCCCCCUGCAAGGAGAGCAAGAAAGAGCUCCUCUCUCUCUCCAGCUGCCAGCUAGCAGACAAAAACAUCCGUGGUAUGAUGACAACCAACUCUCAAGACCUCAAGUGUCCCACUCCUGGCUGUGACGGCUCAGGACACAUCACUGGGAACUACGCCUCUCACAGGAGUCUGUCAGGUUGUCCACGGGCGAAGAAAAGCGGGAUCAAGAUACUGCACAGCAAGGAGGACAAGGACGACCAGGAGCCAAUCAGGUGUCCCGUCCCCGGCUGUGAUGGACAGGGUCACGUGACGGGGAAGUAUGCGUCCCACCGCAGUGCGUCGGGCUGCCCCCUAGCGGCCAAGAGGCAGAAGGACGGCUACGUCAACGGCUCCCAGUUUGCCUGGAAGACGGGGAAGACAGACGGCAUGUCGUGCCCGACCCCGGGCUGCGACGGCUCGGGUCACGUCAGCGGCAGCUUCCUGACCCAUCGGAGUCUAUCAGGCUGUCCACGAGCCACUUCUGCCAUGAAGAAAGCCCGAAUGAGUGGUGUAGAAAUGUUGACAAUCAAGCAACGGGCGAGCAAAGGAAUAGAAAACGACGAGGAAAUCAAACAGCUGGAUGAAGAAAUCAAAGAUUUAAACGAGUCAAACAAUCAAGUGGAAUCAGACAUGAUCAAACUUAGAACACAAAUCACCACCAUGGAGACCAACCUCAAGUCUAUAGAAGAGGAGAACAAAGUGAUUGAGCAGCAGAAUGACUCUCUACUGCACGAGCUGGCCAACCUUAGCCAGUCCCUCAUCAACAGCUUAGCCAACAUCCAACUCCCUCAUAUGAAACCGGUGCCACAGAAAGAGGCCCCAGUUAAACAUAACUGCUGUUUACAGAUGCCCCACAGAGAACCAAUGAAUGAACAGAACUUUGACACUUAUGUGAGUACUUUAACAGACAUGUACACCCAUCAGGACCAAUACCAGAGUCCAGAGAACAAAGCCUUGCUGGAAAACAUCAAACAAGCAGUGCAAGGCAUCCAAGUGUAGCCGUCCAGCCUGCAGUCUAAGGCCUUUGGCCAAACCAAGAGAUGUUAAAGCAAAAAAAGAGGAAAUGGAUUAUGAUUUUGCUGCUGUAAUUUACUGUAGUAUUUCUUUUGAAUUAAUUUAUUAUGCUGUUGCGCUCUGAGCUCCAUGUUUAAUCUUGUUUUGAUUAUUUAUUUUUGGCCAUGCUUAAAAAACAGUCAUUUAUGACAGAAGUUUCAAAGAACAUUCACGUUUUGUACAUUUUCAUAUGACCUUAUAUAAUGUGAUGUAAUGUUUAUAGCUGCUAAUGUAUGCACAUUCUAGUGUAUAUGUAUUUAUUAAUUGUAAGCUUGAAUCAUUCAUUAUUUUAAUGCUUAUUGACAAAAUAACAAAACUGAAUGCCACAGGUUUGAUAAAGAGGUGAGCUGAGGGGGGUAUGAGAAGCAUCCUUUUUAGAUCAGCUUCUCUCAGUGGAUGUGGAAGACCUUUGGUGUGCGGAUUGUUUAAUGGGUGUAAAUCUAUCAAUUUUUGUAACAAUGUUUGAAAACUAUGUCUUCAGUGAUCAGUGUGGACACAAAUAAUGAUGUCGAUGUGUAAAUGAAGUAUGGGAAGACAAUGCGUAAACAUGAAGAUUUCAAACAUCAUGACACGGAAACUUAAUGGUGCAAAUCCCAUCAUCCAGAAUGGACUACUUCAUCAGUUUAAAAACUUUUAGUAUUCUGUGUUAUCAAAAGAAAACAUGUUUCAUUCAAACACAGAGGAAAUGAGAAAUGGCUACUGAAAUUGUAGGAGACAAUCUAGCAUUACAAAUUUAUUUUGAUCGCAAAUCUUAAAUAGAUAGUAGGUGAACUUAUCAGCAAUAUUGGUAUAAUAACAAUUAAAUCACUUGUUUAGAUAUGGGAUGCAAUCUAUAUAGAAUUGUUUGGGUAUAUGCAAUUUCUUAUGAAUAAAAUUAGCAAAGAGCUGAUAGAUCUUUUUACUAAAUGUAAAUGUAUUAAGUUUUGUAUAAAUCUUUUAAUACAAUCAUGUUUUAGGAAUUCAACAUGAGUGAUUGGUUCCAAAAUGAAAGAUGUAUAUGAGUUUCCUUCUCUCAUGUUAGAUUUUUGCACAGGGACACCCUUGUUUCCAUGUUUUGAUGUUUUUAUUGACGCUCUAAGAGGUACUUGAACGCUUCAGCUGAUGGCCAGAGGUUUUGUAGAUAUGUUCUCUUUCUAAUGGCUAGUGAUACACUGGAUUUACAGGGUCUAUGUCCCCAUGCAUCAUAGUAUAUUGCACUUGUUCAGUAGAAUUGUCUUUGCAAUCAUGCAUCUAAGUGUUUGAGCCACAAGAUAUGAUAUGAGCUUAAGAGUGCUUUUGUUAAUCUGUCAUAAAAGAUUUACUUGACUGGGGGCAAUUCAAGUCGUUAAACAUGGCUGAACAAUGACAUAGUCAGUGGCCAAUGUGUGGCCAUCAUUUUAUAUAAGACAUCCUCUGCAAAUGUAUCCAUAGCACUUAAGAAAGCAUUAUAAUGUGAAUGUCAUUGUCAGCCCCUGUAUAAUGCUUAUACUUUUAUAACAUCAGAAAUUUACCCUUAAACAUUAUUGACUGAAUAUCUUACCCAAAUUGGCAUUUUAACGUGACUAACAGUUGCUUAAGAGGACACUAAUAAUGGAUUAUACAUGUGUUUUAAUACAAUUUAUCAUGCAUGCACUUCAUUGGAGUAUGUCAAAAUUUUAUCCGUGGGUAAAUAACAAGGAUGAUUUGCAGCAAAGGACAUGUAGCUUUUAUGUGAGGCGAACAUGUGGCGCCCAGCAGACUGAAGUGUGUGUGUGUGUGUGUCGGGGAGAGCAGACGUCCCUGCUGGACAGUCGGCCGGAGGCUGCUUGGUCUGAUGUCAUGCUUGGAGGCUUCCUCUCUACCCUCCUGCAAGGCCUACAUUCCAUGACUCCACAUCUGUGCCAGAGACGUUGAGUCCGCAGCUUUUUGCCAAUAUAGUGACGCUUUAGAUAGAUCGACAGCUUGUACUAUUUUUCUUCAAAUGCUCUUACUGAUUCAAAGGAUAUGGGAUGAAAAGCACAAAUCUGCCACUCACCAACAGUCUGUAGGCUGCAUAUUGUAAUAUCAAAUGUAAAAGGUUAUCUGUGACUAUUGACAUAGAAAACAAAAACAUCUCACACAUGCUAGAAUGCAGAAAAAUAUCAUAUGAAUAUUUGUGAAAUCAUUAAUUUACUAAGAUAGUAAAAUUUCAAUUUAUUUCAAGUAAUGCUUUGAUGAAGGGAUUUUAUACAACAUCAAUUUCCCUCUCUACUUUCCCGUCCCUCUCUUGCAAAGUUUCCAACUUAAUUUUGGUACCACAUGGCAUGGUUUUUGUUGAUAUAUUUUUGCUGUAUAUGUUAAAGAUCACAAGUUGCUGUGAUAUUUCAUUUGGAAUUGUGAAGUUUGUACAAUUUUUAUCAUGCUGGUGUUGACA
Molecule: messenger RNA, 6606 nt
Organism: Hypomesus transpacificus
Lineage: Eukaryota; Metazoa; Chordata; Actinopteri; Osmeriformes; Osmeridae
Gene: myt1la
Product: myelin transcription factor 1-like, a
Biological process (GO): regulation of transcription by RNA polymerase II
Cellular component (GO): nucleus
Molecular function (GO): RNA polymerase II cis-regulatory region sequence-specific DNA binding; DNA-binding transcription factor activity, RNA polymerase II-specific; zinc ion binding
Source: RefSeq, a predicted model, not a curated record